ACACCAAUCUCAUCGUGAGUUUUGGAUUUAUACAUUUUUUUCUUCUCUGUUUGAGUUUACAUUGCGCGAGUUUUAAUCUUUAACACGAAAUCCCUAAAGAAACCCCCAUAAGGAUACAUUUAGCAUUAGACUCAUCGCACAAAUAUAAAUUUAUUUAAAACACACAACCACUCAGUUGAGCGAUGGCGGGACCAAUGUUGAAAACAUGCUGCCGAUGCCAGAGCCUCCGGACGGGUUCCAUUGUUUCUGGAGUCUGUGGAAUUCUCCUGGCCAUUGCGUGCCUUAUUGUAAUGUUUGUAGCACGGGUGGAGUUCAAAACGAUCGUAAUUGAUUGGCUACCAUCGUCAGUCGUCAAGAUCAUCCUUGCGAUCAAUCUCUGCAUGACAAUACUCAUUUCCACACUCAUGAUCAUCGGUGUCCUCAAGAGGAAUCACUACCUCAUGCUGCCAUGGGUGGUGCUGGGAAUUGUUCUGGCUGUGGGAUUGCUUGUUAGUGUUAUUUACACAGCUGUAGUCUUCCUCAUUGAUGGUUACAUUCUCGCUGGAGUUCUUUGGCUUAUUUUUGGACUCCUCUCUGUCGUAAUAUAUGUCUACAUGUGGAUGGUUGUGUACAGCUUCUUCACGGUACUCAAAGAAGAAAAUGAUCGUGGAAGAUAUUCUCAACCAUAUCGUCGCUGAAGUUAAAUCUCUGUGCAAAUUUUAUUCGUUGAAUAAUCCCACUGACUGUAUGUUUUUUAGAGCAGUUCUCCGUGUCAUCGUAAUAAUUUAUUUACCUUACCCGCCUCCCCUUCUCUCUCCCCCUUUUAUCACUUCCUCAAACAUCCCCUAAUACCCCAAACAUAUAUAGAUAAGUUCUUGUAAAAAAAAAUAUUUUUUGUAUAAAAUGCCUUAUUAGGAUGAGUAAUGAAAAAAUAAAUUAUUAACUUUAGAAUAAGUUAAAAAAAA
Molecule: messenger RNA, 944 nt
Organism: Lutzomyia longipalpis
Lineage: Eukaryota; Metazoa; Arthropoda; Insecta; Diptera; Psychodidae
Exons: 3
Coding region: 183-677 (164 amino acids)
Source: RefSeq, a predicted model, not a curated record